AUGAUUUGUCCUGGUAAGGAGGGUACUCCGUUGCCCUACACUGCUUCACCCAUCAAGUUACUCUGGAGCGACUUAUGCCUAUUUGUUUCCAAACUAUGGGCGCUUCCAGGUAUCUUACUGCCCCUGGAUCUAGCUCACACCCGUGAGUUGGACGAGCUUCAUCCAUCGUUACGCAAUGGAGCUACAGUGUUGAUUCAUAUCUUUCUCGUGGUUUAUCAACUUGUUUUCCUGCUCUCGUUGCCGAUCAUGGUUAUCUGUAUGCUUCCAGGCCUAUGGAUCCUUGCUUAUUCAACUAUUGCUUUUACUAUCAAUUAUGCCAUUGUCAUGUUGAUGUUGAACGGCUUCGAGCAGAUUCUGGUAUCCCAAGUGCCCGUGGUUGAGCAACCAGGCCAUGAGCGGGAGCGUUGGCUAUACAUAAAUGGAAUAGCAGCUGGGCAUCACUGGGUACAGAUGAACAUAGAUCAACUGUCGUACAUCUUUGGUCGAAAAGUGACGGGUGUGCAUAAUCGCACCGCAGGCAUUGUCUUUGAUCUCAUCGAAUGUCUGAUUCAAAGGGAUUUCGCUUACGCCACUGACGAUAUACGACGAUCAUAUGCCUUGCCAAGGCGGUAUCGAAGGGGGCUUGUCCUGGACUGGCUUCUGGAUGAGCUACCACACGAUCUACUUCGUCAUUUGGAGGUAUAUACCUUCGGAAAUGCUGCGAAUCACUUCAACAACCCGCGAUGGACAAACCUACCAAAACCACAACGGAUCCCCACCCCUGAUCUAAUGCAUCAAUUUGGCCAAUCCAUCGGCCAUAUCGAGCAUUACGCCAACGCGGCUGAUAUUGUGGCUCUGGGAGUGCUCCACUUCGUGGACAUCCCAAAUCGAUACAUGGGCCGGCUGUUCGUGCGCCCGAAUUCAGGCCACCUAUUUAACAUGCAUUACCUGAGCAACAUGUUUACCCUAGGCCCUGAUAUGAAAGUCCUUGACUCCAAUCCAUUCAUGGACAUGGAAGUUGAACCAUGGGCAACUGCCGGUAUAAAUGGAUAUGAUGGCCCUCCACAUCGAGUCAGGUAUCAACCCACGAUAGCCCGAGACGAGGCGUUUCUCCCCGCCGCAUUGAGCCUGCAACGGUCACAAACGAAUGGCGUGGAUCGAAUACUGCGUGUCAAGGACUUGAGCCGGCUCUGGCAGUAUAGAAAUGGAGGAUCUCCGAAAGAGGCUGAGGUGGGGCAUAAUAACUAA
Molecule: messenger RNA, 1227 nt
Organism: Penicillium verrucosum
Lineage: Eukaryota; Fungi; Ascomycota; Eurotiomycetes; Eurotiales; Aspergillaceae
Exons: 4
Coding region: 1-1227 (408 amino acids)
Source: RefSeq, a predicted model, not a curated record